UGAUAUGCUUAGAUUCAUCUAGAAUUUCUAAGGUUUUGGCAUCCAAGGGAAGAGUUAAUUUUCUAUCAGCAGAAUGUCGGAGCCACCGUUCAGGCCGAGGGAGAAGCUUAUUGAGAAACAAAAACAGUUUCAAAGCAUCCAUAAGCCCACUUACCUUAAAGGACGAUAUGAUAAGAUCACUUCCAUUGCCAUUCCCGCUGCUUUGGCUGCAACUUCACUUUAUUUCAUUGCAGAAGGGAUUUACAAUAUGUCUCAUGGGAUUGGAAAGAAAGAAUGAGGCCUACGCUACUCAUGGCUGGAAAACAUGUAUUCCUCGACUUUUGUGGGUUUUUUUAGCAUCUUCAUUAGCUCUAAUGUUUUAAUACAUCUUUAUGAAGAAUGUGAAAAUUCCUUCAGAACAAUAUAAAUAAACAUGUUUUAAGAUAA
Gossypium raimondii (Peruvian cotton) is the source of this 426-nucleotide messenger RNA. RefSeq lists its product as uncharacterized. Bases 74 to 277 code for a protein of 67 amino acids. The transcript is spliced from 3 exons. The record is from RefSeq and is a predicted model, not a curated record. NCBI's taxonomy places the organism in Eukaryota, Viridiplantae, Streptophyta, Magnoliopsida, Malvales, Malvaceae.